CGAACAGAUGGGCUAACAUGAGUUGGCAGUCAAUCAUGGCUCCCUGCUAAAGCAUGUCCGCUCGGAGACGGAGUGCAGCGUGUACAGUUACCCGGUCGGGGUCUCGAGGACCUCCGUAUCAGUGCUUCCCAACACCUCUGCCUCGAGCCAAAUUCCAGCAAGCGCUCGACAUCCAGGAAACAUUCAAUCGGCUUUACUGCUCAGUCGCCGAGGAUGAACAGUGGAUCCACGACGUGAUUCAAGAAAUCAUCCCCGUCGAGCCCCUCGCCGCGGCACUAUGGAGUAUUUAUGAAGCGGCUAGAGAAACCGGAUAUCUCCAGAAUAUUUCCGUAGGGAUCUUCCGUUCGGACUAUAUGCUCCAUUUGAACGAUGGUGUUGAACCUCGGGACCCAGGUGCAGUAUUUGAAACGAGUCUGAAACAGGUCGAGAUGAACACCUUCUCCGCGUCUGGGGGCUCCCAUGCAAACAAAGUGGGAAACAUGCAUCGUUAUCUUGCCCGAACUGGAGUCUAUAAUGGGAGAGACAACUUUUUGAACAUCUCGUCACUCCCAAAGAAUGAGAACAUCGAAUCACUCGCCUCCUGCCUGGCUCUAGCGCAUACCACCUAUGGGAAACCAAGGAGUGAAGAAGCCAGACAGACGGCAGUGUUGAUGAUCGUGCAGCCAAAUAACUUCAACAUAGCAGACGAGCGCCCCAUCGAGUAUGCACUCUGGAACCGAGACGACCCCGUGCCAAUGUAUCGUCUCGAGUUUGGCGCCGAUAUCCUGGAAUACGCCCGGCUUACAGAAGAUCGAGUAUUACUCUUCCACCCACCGUGGCUCGCAUCGACAGAACCCGUGGAAAUCUCAGUGGUGUACCUGCGCGCAGGGUAUGAAGCAGAAGAAUACGAUCACGUCGGCUGGGAAGCGCGAUUGCAGCUCGAGAUAUCAGCGGCGAUUAAAUGCCCUUCUCUCCUCUCUCACAUCACAACCUUCAAGAAAGUUCAACAGGCACUCACCGCGCCGGGGGCACUAGAGCGGUUCCUAUCCGCGUCGGACGCGGCAGCCAUCCGAGAGACAUUUGUACCAGUCUAUCCCUUAGACGAAUCCGAACAGGGUCUGUUCGCCCGAAAGCUAGCAUGCGAUCCAGUCAAAUCAGCCAACUACAUCUUGAAGCCCUCUCUCGAAGGCGGAGGAAAUAAUGUACACGGAGCAGAAAUCCCAGACUAUCUAUCCUCGAUCCCACGAGCACGGUGGUGCUCAUACAUCCUAAUGGAGCGAAUUCAACCGCCGAUCCAGACCAAUCUCCUCAUGGGUCCCGAGACACUGAACAGUGGGGAGACAGUCUCUGAGCUAGGCAUAUUGGGGAGCUGUCUAUGGCAAUCACAAUCCAAGCAAACAUCCGAUCAUCGGUGCCAAAUGAUCCAUAAUUCAGUGGGGGUUGGACCUUCAAGACUAAAUUUGCCGAUGUCGACGAAAUGAGCGUGGUCAAGGGGUAUGGACACUUUGAUACGCCACGUUUGAUGGAUUUUUGAUUGGAUAGGGGGGGUGGUUUGUCCGAGGUACAUCCGAGGUAGGCGAGCGCCGCGUAUAUCAUCACAUUUUCCGCCGGAGCUCGCUCAACCAGGUAUACAGGGUGAAAGGGCUCAUAUAUCAAUGAUACAGAUGAUACUGAUCAAGGGGCAUUUUCUCUUUGAUUUUUCAAGUCAAUCUGAGCUCCAUUGAUGUUUCUCUUAUGCAAUCUUGUACCAUUCACGCCCAAUUGGGCCCUCGAUUAGGAAAUGCAAAUAACAUCAUAAG
Penicillium subrubescens is the source of this 1778-nucleotide messenger RNA. RefSeq lists its product as uncharacterized. Gene Ontology annotation, molecular function: ATP binding; glutathione binding; glutathione synthase activity. NCBI's taxonomy places the organism in Eukaryota, Fungi, Ascomycota, Eurotiomycetes, Eurotiales, Aspergillaceae. The coding region runs from base 54 to 1460 and encodes 468 amino acids. The transcript has 3 exons. Gene Ontology annotation, cellular component: cytosol. Gene Ontology annotation, biological process: glutathione biosynthetic process. The record is from RefSeq and is a predicted model, not a curated record.